AUGUCCGCUGAAGAAGUUCAAACCGCUACCUCUAAGCCAGUUAUUGAAGACAGAGUUUACGUUGGAAACGUUGAUUACAAAGUGACUGAAGAUGAAUUGAAGGAUUUAUUCAAGGAUUUGAAAGUUACUGAUGUUGAGAUUCCGUUCAAGGAGAGAACUAGAGACAAUGAAACUUUUAAGUUGCGCUUAGGUUUUGCCUUUGUCCAAUUUGAGAACAAGGAAGAAGCUGAUAAGGCCAUUGCCGACUUGAAUGGCACAAGAUUGCAAAGAAGAAAUAUCUUCCUUAAGAAAGCUGUGCCUCCACCUACUGAAGAGGAAAAGCAACAAAAGAUUGAGAAGUACAAAGCAAAGCAAGAAGAAAUCAAGCAAAAGAGAGAAGAACAGGCCAAGAAGAAAGAAGAGAGAGGUGCAUCCUCAAAGGUUGCUCCCGAGGGUGAAAAGUCCAAGGAUACAAUUUUUGUUACCAACUUGGACUACAAAGUCAAUGUUAAAGUUCUCUCAAAAGUGUUUGCAGACUUGAAACCUAAAUGGAUCCAUGUCCCAAGAAGAAGAUUCAGUAAGAAGCCAGUUGAAGGUGCACCAAGAAGAGCACCAUUGAACAAAGGUAUUGCAUUUAUCAAGUUUGGUGAUGAGGAGACCCAAAAGAGAGCCGUUGCUGAAUUCAAUGGUAAGGAAGUUAAGGGUAGAGAGUUGAUUGUUGAUUAUGCCGUGAACUCCAAGAUUCCAGAAAAGGGAUCGGACAGCGAAGAUGCGGAAGUGGCAAAUGGUGAAGAAACCAGCGCAGUGGAAAACUAA
Molecule: messenger RNA, 795 nt
Organism: Lodderomyces elongisporus
Lineage: Eukaryota; Fungi; Ascomycota; Pichiomycetes; Serinales; Debaryomycetaceae
Gene: SBP1
Product: Sbp1p
Exons: 2
Coding region: 1-795 (264 amino acids)
Cellular component (GO): nucleus; cytoplasm; ribonucleoprotein complex
Molecular function (GO): mRNA binding
Source: RefSeq, a predicted model, not a curated record